AUGAUCUCACAGCAUCCUGUGCAUGCUCGCAGGAAACCACAAGCUAGGCAAACAACAGCAAAUGGUCUACUCACACCUGGUGAUGCCCUGCUUGGCCGAGGCAGGAGCAUGUCAGCCAGCAGCAGACGAUCUCGACCGCCUUCAGCAUGUGGUUCACAACCGCGUGGUAAUAUCAGUCGCGCACGCUCACCUCUAGCAGCCCAUCCACCAUUGGCCUCAACUGAGAUAGCUCAGAUUGCUGCCAUAGCUCCCAUCAGCAUUCCAUGUACACCAUCAUCUGAUGGCUCCCUCAAUGAACCUAUAACUAUCGGUGUGCGUCGCCAAAGGGUGGAUUCCAGUGUGAGUCUGGGUUGCCCUGUUACCCUUACGCCCCGCAGCACGAAACGGCUUAAAGUCUAUGCAAAUCAAGUUGCGGAGGAAGUUGGUGUUCCAAUCACCAGUCUUCACGAGUUUAUCAAUUGUGGAGGCAUAUACCAGAUGCUUGUCAGGAUUGUAGCCCUUGUGCUCAAGAACGACGGUGACGAAAAACUUAGAUUGCUCGCCAAUCUGAAAGAGUUACUGGGCUCUAAAGAUUUCAAGUCUGCACUUCAAAACUGUCUGACCGCAUGCAUGCUUUCGCCCAAUAUCACUGCAUACGUGACAGAUACACACCCACAGAUCUUGAAAUUCAUCAAGAAACACCAAGAUGUAUUCAAAGUUCCGGUGUUGCUGUUCGAAGACGUGGAACUCACCGCACUUUUUGCUAAGGUUGUCAGCGAGUCUCUCUCUACAAUCUGUGGCAAUAUGAAAUCUAAGUUGACUGCAUCUAUUGCUAAAUGCACCAGUAUCACAGACGUGGCCAGAUCCUUCACCCAUGGUUGUAUUGAAGUUGACGCAGCUCAUUGGAACAGGCUCGCGUUUUUGCAAUGCUGCUUGCGUGUCUACUUACUCGGCACUGAUAACUACAAAACUGUGCCUCUGCGUACUCUUUACUCCCCCCUGCUUGUACCUUCUCUUCCGAAAGAAGUCCGCCAAAAAAUCAGACCACAGCUUGGCAUCGACAUCAACAAGAUAGAGCACAACAUGCUCGACAGUGACGCCGAAGAGGACAACAAUGACACUGAUGCCUUUCAAGAUGAUAUCGCUCAUGAAAAUGCAGCCCCCAGGAAUGUUGAUGGCGACGAUGGCCAUGAUGGGAAUGAGAACGUUGAUGCAGAUGCGGACCACGAUAAGGACGACGCAGACUUCGAGGCUGAUGUGAACGAUGCGGCGGACAUUAAUGUGGACGGAUCGAUCGUCACAGAGAAAGACCUCUACACGGCGGGAAGGUUUUGGAAUUUUGUAGACUCCUCACUCGCAGGCGUGCACAAGGCUGCGAAGGAACAAGCGAUGGAAGACAAGGGUCUAGCGUAUGAGAAAGCAUAUAGUGACAUCCUUGUGCAGUACCUACAGCAGGAUCUUUCUGAUUUUCCUGGAAAUACCAAAGUCCCAACGCUCCUCUCCACCAACCGCCCCCAGUGGCAAUUGACCAUUCAGAACCAACUCCUUUGGAGCCACGUGUAA
This is a messenger RNA of Suillus fuscotomentosus, 1542 nucleotides long. RefSeq lists its product as uncharacterized. Lineage: Eukaryota; Fungi; Basidiomycota; Agaricomycetes; Boletales; Suillaceae. The record is from RefSeq and is a predicted model, not a curated record. Bases 1 to 1542 code for a protein of 513 amino acids. The transcript is spliced from 7 exons.